CUCAGACUGUGCCCUUGGAGAGAGAGAGAGAGAAAAAGAGAGAGAAAAGCAUUGUCACUUUCGAUAAGGACCCUGAUCCUAUAGGAUCGGCUCCCCAUCCCCAUGACUCCUUUAACCUUCAUUAUUUCCUUAGGGGCACCAUCUCUGACUACAGCCACACUGGGGGUUAGGGCUUCAACAUGUAAAUUUGGGGGUGGAGUGGGGACACAAACAUUUGGUCCACACAGUAGUAUUAACUCAGUACUGUGGGAGUUUUUACACCAUGGAAAUGGGCAAAUGCUAUGAAUCGGGGCUUCUUUUCUGGAGAGCUGUUUGUUCAACAUUUACAACCCUCCACUGCUCUGAGGGCAAGGGCGGACAACGGUCUCCUCUGUGAGCAUCCUUUCUCUCCUCCCAGCUGGGAACGCAGCAAGGUCAGGGGUCAGUCCCUGCCUCCCAGGUCUCUGCCCUCUGCGCUCAUCUAGAAGCUCAGUCUGCACGUGUCAGGUUGGUCAGGAGCUGGAAUGCAGCCAGGGGCCGUGAGGAGGCUGACAGGUGAGGAAGUCUCGGUCACACGACACACAUGAAACAUGCGAAUGUGACAGAGGCCGACUCCACAGAAGGCAGGCUCUGGCUCAGGCAGCUGGGCAAAUGCCUUCCCUUCCCCGAGCCCAUUUUCUCAUCUGUCAAGUGGGGAUAAUAGCCACCUCCCUUUGAGGGUCUGAGUGGGGACAGAAUGAGCAACACAGAAAACACUGCACACUGCCUGGAAAGCUACAUGGAUCCUCAUCGCCUGACGCCCACCCUUUAAAGACGAAGACCUCUCUGUCUUCUCUCCAUCCACAUUAGUCAGCCCUGACUGCCCUGUGCAUGAAGCCGGUGACAGGGACCCAAAGCUCCAUGAGCCCCUCUGUCCUUAAGCAUCUCCCUGUGUAGCAGGAAGACAACCCAGAAAAGGGAACUCCGGCUGUAAUGUGGGUCAGGGGACUGUUGACUUCUGUCACUGCGAGGGGAAAAUGUCACUGUGCACAGCACAGACCCCACACCACAGCAGACAUUUACUGGCAAUGUGACCUUAAGUGAUGUUCAUAACCUCCCACGGGACCUCAGUCUCCUCUUGUGAAAUGAGGGCCGUAACAGACCCUGCCUACCUCCUGGGGCUUGGGGAGACUUAACUACUGUUUUAAAAUAUAAUUAUAGGGAAGGGGGCCGAGGCCGGGUCACCUUUACCGGGCUGGGAAGGCAGGUUUGGCCCUGGCAACCGCACUGCGAUGAGGUUCGAGAUCCUGCCCGGGAUCGGCAUCAUGGCCAUGUGCCUGGUCCUCCCCGACAUGGCCAUAGCACACAUGCACAGGUUCAGUAACGGGGGCAAGGAAAAAAGGGUUGCCUGUUAUCCGUAUCAGUGGAGUUUGAUGCAAAGGGAUAGGCGGGUCUCUGGAGUUAAUCGUUACUAUGUGUCAAAGGGUUUGCAGAAUAUGGAUUAAGGAAGCAUUUUCCUGACGGAUGAAAAAUAACUCGGUCAUACUCAUCUACCCCUUCUAGAAGGUUAUGCAGUGUAUUAAUGUAGUGCAUAAUAAAAACAAAAAAAAUUAAAAAUAAAAUAAAAUUGCAUUUGGAUUUGUUCGCAUUGGGCAUGGUAAGACACAAAGAUGCAGAAAUGACUGUCGUGAAAUACGAAUUUAUACUCACAGACCUCUAGAAAGAGGAGGCACAGAAUUCUGAGUGGGGCCAUGUCGGGAGG
Mirounga angustirostris (Northern elephant seal) is the source of this 1720-nucleotide messenger RNA. RefSeq names its product NADH dehydrogenase [ubiquinone] 1 alpha subcomplex subunit 1-like. NCBI's taxonomy places the organism in Eukaryota, Metazoa, Chordata, Mammalia, Carnivora, Phocidae. The transcript has a single exon. Bases 1251 to 1463 code for a protein of 70 amino acids. The record is from RefSeq and is a predicted model, not a curated record.